Molecule: messenger RNA, 1535 nt
Organism: Zophobas morio
Lineage: Eukaryota; Metazoa; Arthropoda; Insecta; Coleoptera; Tenebrionidae
Product: transcription factor Sox-14-like
Exons: 2
Coding region: 343-1062 (239 amino acids)
Biological process (GO): cell differentiation; anatomical structure morphogenesis; regulation of DNA-templated transcription
Molecular function (GO): RNA polymerase II cis-regulatory region sequence-specific DNA binding; DNA-binding transcription factor activity, RNA polymerase II-specific
Source: RefSeq, a predicted model, not a curated record
GGUUCGGUAUAGAAAUGUGUCAGAUUUGUAACGACAUCCAGGGUGACUUUUACGUGUAUCUACGUCGUUUAUCUAUUAUCUGCGGUCGGAUUGGGGGCCGAAAUUUGUAUAAUUCACGCGCAUAUCCCGCCCCCUUGCAUGCUCUUCCCUCCCUUCUAAAUCAACAAGCUCGGGGAAGUCUUUCAGAACCCAGCGUGGUGCCAGUCCAUCUCUACCACAAGCCAGUGCAAGUUGCGUAAACUAUCUUAAUCCCACUUCUGCACAACAACACGUGCCAAAAACAACCCCUAAAAAUAAUGCCCUGAAAAAAUCGUGACAGUAAGUGCCACACAAAUUCGAAACAUGUCUUCGCCAAAGCCCAUCCACAACCAAGAGCACAUCAAGCGGCCCAUGAACGCCUUCAUGGUCUGGUCAAGAGGGCAGCGCCGCAAAAUGGCCCAAGAAAACCCCAAAAUGCACAAUUCGGAAAUUUCGAAACGCCUGGGAGCCGAAUGGAAAUUGCUGAGUGAAUCCGAAAAAAGACCCUUCAUCGAUGAGGCCAAGAGAUUAAGAGCCCUCCACAUGAAAGAACAUCCCGACUACAAAUACCGUCCACGAAGGAAACCCAAGCCACUGUUAAAAAAAGAACCAAAAUUCGGCUUCUCAAUAUCUCCUCUAAUCUCGUCCUCCAUGGAUGGCCAAAAUAUACCUCGAUCCAUGAUGCCUCCAAUUUCAGCCGCAACCAGCCUCCCGUCGCUCCUGUCCCAUCAUCCAGACCAAGAUCCUCUAAAAAUCCCUCGCAGCUUGUUCCCUCCUCUUCCCUACUUGUACCCCUUUCGGCACCCCGAAGAAUCAAAAUUUGCAGCCGAACUAGCGCUACUGUACAGCAACAGCCACCUCUACCCUCCUAGUAUCAACUGGCCUAUCAACAACCUUUCCAGUAACGUCAACAGCCCUUGCAAUAUCUGUCCUCCUGCGUUUCCCAGAAGAACUCCCAGUCCUGAUGGCAUGAAAAGACCAGUCUGCGUCAUCAUGAAAAACGACGAAUUUCGGAACGAAGGAAUACAAGGGCACGUUAUAUGAAAACCACUUCCGGUUCUUCCGGAAAGGUUGAACCUGGGAACUUGGUUUAGUGAUAUUGCGAAUCUAGCGACUAGUUCGGUGGGGUCAUCAUCGCAGACGACGAGUUCUCUGAAUGUGGGCCAAGAUGGUGCCUCUGGAAGGGAUAGUUGCAGUCCGGGAGCUUUGAGUGACAAAGUUAUUGGCACUUACACUAAUAAUUGAACAGUUUGUUGUGUGAUAAGGUGUCUAUAUUCACAAAAUUUUAUCAAGUUUUAAAAUUAAUAGAAAAUUAACGAUUAUUAUUAUGUGUUAUAAAAUAAAGACUAAUAAGACGGUUUUAGUAUCUGGAGGGGUGGUGCAAUUACUUUAAGUUGUAUAACCAUUUUAAUGUUAAAAUGUAAAACAGAAUCACUUGUUUGUUUUAAAACAGUCUCCUUGUUGAUUACAUUUGUAAUGAUUAUUUUGUUAUAAUAACAUACGAGAUGUGUUUGUUA